Molecule: messenger RNA, 3900 nt
Organism: Brienomyrus brachyistius
Lineage: Eukaryota; Metazoa; Chordata; Actinopteri; Osteoglossiformes; Mormyridae
Product: P2X purinoceptor 3-like
Exons: 13
Coding region: 2467-3477 (336 amino acids)
Biological process (GO): response to ATP; monoatomic cation transmembrane transport
Cellular component (GO): plasma membrane; nuclear inner membrane
Molecular function (GO): purinergic nucleotide receptor activity; ATP binding; extracellularly ATP-gated monoatomic cation channel activity
Source: RefSeq, a predicted model, not a curated record
CCAGUAUGCACAGAUGCAAGAUGCUUGGCUGCGCCUCGAAGUUCUUCACAUAUGAGACGACAAAAUCUGUUGUGGUGAAGAGCUGGACCCUGGGCAUCAUCAAUCGCACCGUUCAGCUUCUUAUCAUCGUCUACUUUGUUUGGUCAGUACCUCAAGGGAGUGUGUGUGAGUGCAUCUAAGGAGGUUUGCCUUGUUUUUCGUACAUAGUGGGUAAAAUGCCUAAUAAAUUGUAUAACUGAACGAUCCUCUGAUUGUUUACACAGCUUCUUAAUUGCAAAUUAUCAGAAGAGUUAUUAUUCAUUUUUUAAAUCUCUUUAUUGGGUUUUUGCGGUGAGACAUCCAUCGAUCCAUUCAUUUUCCAAACUGCUUAUCCUACUGGGUUGUGGUGGGUCCGGAGCCUAUCCCGGAAACAACCCAGCAUGGGGGGCCAGCCCAUCGCAGGGCACACUCACACACCAUUCACUCUCACAUGCACACCUACGGCCAAUUAGUGGAGUACAACAUGAAGCGCAAUAUAAUUGCAUUAGUCCUAGUCAUUUAUCACUGAUCAUGCCCAAAUCUAUUAAAUGCUACAAACCCUUAACUCUGUCCUCCCUCCACUAAUACUAACCCCUACCCUUAUCACACCCUGAAAUAUUAAAUGGGACGGUGAGUGCGCAAGAACUGAGAAAAGAAAAUGAAAUCAGAUCAAUCAAUGUAAUAAAUCAACUAAAAACAAGUUGAAAAAGAAAUGAAUGAAUGAAUGAAUGAAUGAAUGAGUGCAGUUGGAUUAAAGUACCUAUAUAACACGGGCAUAGAUGUGGGUUUUGACUACUGUGGCUUAGAUUGCAUGACUAGUCCAAUUUAAUUUUGAUAGUCAGAAUACCAUCUUCUGAGAUGUGGUUCCAGGCUUUAUGGAAGGGUUUAAGGGAGCCGUUUACAUCGUAAAAGGGCAUGCCUAGCCUGUAUGGAAGAAGAGUGAUUCAGCUUAAGAGUGUUGUCCCACCUCUCAUCCGCAGUAUCACAUCCAAGGUCUUUUUUACCAUUUUUUUAGAGCAGCAGUGGGCCUAAGAUUAAUAGAGAGAGAAUGAAUUCAUAUAUAAGUUGAAAGAAGUGGCUUUUCUGCGGUGAUCCAAGGGUGAGAGAGCUGUGGAGCCUGGACUGAGACUGUGAACGGACUGGGCUGAGACUGUGAACGGACUGGGCUGAGACUGUGAACGGACUGGGCUGAGACUGUGAACGGACUGGGCUGAGACUGUGAACGGACUGGGCUGAGACUGUGAACGGACUGGGCUGAGACUGUGAACGGACUGGGCUGAGACUGUGAACGGACUGGGCUGAGACUGUGAACGGACUGGGCUGAGACUGUGAACGGACUGGGCUGAGACUGUGAACGGACUGGGCUGAGACUGUGAAAGGAGGGAUAUUGUUUUAGUAUAAAAUGCCUCAUUUGGAAAAACAGGGAAGAGGUGUAUUUUAGGAAGAAUGAAUUUAUCUGCCAAGUUAGCAAAGGAACGGAAAACAUGUUUGUUGCAGAGGGUCUCGAUAGUAGUCAGGCUAUUUUUGGUCUAUAACUGGAAGGCUGAAUCAGAAGGAAAAAAAUGAAAGAAAUCAGUGAUUAUUUAUGAUAAGACUGAGAGCCUAUGCAGACUGAAACAGGCCCUAAACUGUUUUUAAAACUAAUUUUGACGGUGUUCGGCUUCCUUGUCUGUAAUUGUUAACGGUAACGCGGAGCCAAUGGCUGAGUGGAGUGACAGCUGUGAGAAACCCAGAGGGGGCGGGGGCUCAGGGUCUGGAUUAUUAAUCCAUAAGAGUAGUUUGUCGAAGUAUAGUAGUGAUGGAGGUUAGCCCCCCCCCCCCCCCCCAAUAUGUGCAGACUUAUCGGCCCAUAUGAAUGGAUUUACAGGCUGGUUCACAACAAUUUUGAUCAUAUUAACUAGACCCUCCAAUGGAAGAGGAAGGGACUGACUGUGGGUCAACUUCAGCUCAUCUAAGAGGAAACAUGACUUGGUUAUGAAGAAGCCCCAGGUAUCUGAGACCUUCUAUGACCUAUGACCUAUGAAGGAAAGAGAGACUGGAGGAGUUCUUCAGCAAAGUGAUUAAUGGAAAAAAAGUUUGCUGUUAUGAAAGUUUAAUUUAUAUCCUGUGAAAUAUCCAAGCUGAUUUAGGAGAUUAAGAACAGCAGAAGAGAGAACGUGAGGUUGGAUAAUGUACAAGAGGAGGGUCUUCUGUAAGUGAGCGCUUAUGACCAACACCAAGCCGGGUGACGGCUUUGAAACGCUCUCCAUCGCGAUGCCAAACUGCCAGGGGCUCAAUGGAAAGGGCGGAUAAAAGAGGAGAAAGUAGGCAGCCUCGGCUGGAAAGGGGCACGAUGAAUGCUACCGCUGGGUAUUCCUGCAUGAAAAAGCCUACCAGCUACAGGACACAGCCAUCGAGUCCUCAGUUACGACGAAGGUGAAAGGCAAUGGCAUUUAUGAUGACAAAGUCAUGGACAUAACGGAUUUAAUUUCACCCCCAGAGGGCACGUCUGUGUUCUGCAUCACCACGAGACUCAUCACCACAAAACACCAGUUUCGAGGUUCCUGUCCACAUAGAAAGUAUAGCUGCAACAAGACAGAAGACUGCAAGAAAUACAUGAGUCAAUCAGAUAAUGGCAUAAUAACCGGCAGGUGUGUGGAAUGUAACUCCUCCCAUUUCUGCUGUGAGGUGAGGGGCUGGUGUCCUACUGAAGUUUCUGCCAUGGACACGAGUCCCAUAACGGAGGUGGAGAACUUCACCAUCUUCAUCAAAAAUAGCAUCCGUUUUCCCACCUUCGACUUCAGCAAGGGUAAUUUUUUGACAAACAUCACUGCGAAACACAUACAGACAUGUAAAUUUGACAUGCAAGACAACAUCUACUGCCCAAUUUUUAAGGUGAGGGACGUCCUCCAUUACGCCAAUCAGAACUUCUCGGCGAUCGCCCAGGAUGGUGGCGUGAUUGGGAUAAAGAUUGGUUGGCUGUGUGAUUUGGAUUGGUCAGAGGAGCACUGUAACCCCACCUACACCUUCAAUCGCCUUGAUGCGCUGUCACAACGAAACAACAUCUCCAAGGGUUACAACUUCAGGUAUGCCAAGUAUUACACAAAUGAGAAUGGAACGGAAUAUCGCACACUAUUCAAGGUCUUUGCCAUUAGAUUUGAUGUGCUGGUCUAUGGUCAGGCUGGGAAGUUUAAUUUGAUUCCAGCACUCAUCAAUUUUGUGGCAGCCUUUACCUCAGUUGGACUGGGCACGGUUCUCUGUGACAUCAUUUUGCUGCACUUUCUGAAGGGAUCGGAUCAGUACAAAGCCAAGAAAUUUGAACAGGUGACAGCGAUUACGAACACGUCAUGCAUCGCCAAGACCAAUGAUGGGUAUCAAGGCAGUUGCCAACUGCUUUCAGUUAAGCAUAAAGAAAGGGGAGAUGUCAUUGAAUUUCGCAGUGAGCAAGGCAGUCAAUUAACAAAGACUCUCAAGAAAUAAGAGAAGGUUUCAGGUCAUGUUUUUCUAGCACUGCAUCUUGCAAAUAAGUCAACUGUCCGUAAAUAUUUUGAUCAUUUUGGAAAGUUAAUGUAUCACUGUAACUUUGCAUGAUGGGAGCCAUAGUGUCUCUGCUAAACUACUAAAUUCAGACCCAUAAUGAUACUGUUUCAUACUGCAGGGAUGAGAGAUCUGUGUUAUUUUAUUUUUCUUUCUAUGAUUUAAUUUACAAUUUUUUAGUUUUCAUUAAAAUAUAAUUGUUGAGUAUGACUCUCAUGACUGAAACCAGGAUAAGUGGCUGGAAAAUGUGUGGAUGGAUGGAUGGAUGGAUGGAUGGAUGGAUGGAUGGAUAUUGGGUAGGAUGAAACUUCGUCUUAUUGUGUAUAAAGUAUACUGGGAAAUUUUUAAAUAAACUGUUUUCUUCUG